Populus euphratica (Euphrates poplar) is the source of this 1342-nucleotide messenger RNA. RefSeq lists its product as uncharacterized. The coding region runs from base 243 to 1163 and encodes 306 amino acids. The record is from RefSeq and is a predicted model, not a curated record. Lineage: Eukaryota; Viridiplantae; Streptophyta; Magnoliopsida; Malpighiales; Salicaceae. The transcript is spliced from 2 exons.
CUCUGCUUCUCUCUCUCCCCAUCCAAAAUAUACACAAAUUUCUCCCAUUACUUUCCACACCUAUAAAGUCACAACCAGGCCCUCAACUCAAGCAUCUAUAUAUCCAAAAUCCCCCACUUGUUUCAAUCCAAACCAACCCAACUAACUCUCUCCCCCUCUCCUCCUCUCUCUGUAAAACUAAGAACCCAGCUCUACAGUUGCUCGAUUUUUCGCCAUUAAAUUUAAGCAAGGAUAGCCCCAUAAUGCAGCCAAGUAGUCCCUUAAUCACCCUUUCUCCAAGCUCUCCAAGCUUCAACGCCUACUCUUCAAACAAGCUAGCAGAGAUUGCAGCAAGGGUGGUCCAAGAAUUCACAAACGAAUCAGAGCAAGUAGAAGGCGCGAACAACAACAUUUUCUCUUGGCAAGAACAAGGAGGAGAAGAGCAAAGCAACCGCCCACAAAAUGACAACGAGGAUGGGGAGGAGGAGGAUGACUUCGAGUUUGCAGUUCUAAGUAGGCCAGAACCACAAUUCCCUCCGAUUUCUGCUGAUGAUAUCUUUUACAACGGCCAAAUCAGACCCUUCUAUCCCUUAUUUAACACCAAGUUACUCUUAGACGACGAAGAAUCCCUACCCAAAUCGAAAACUGCAACCAAUAGUACCCCAGAUGCCAAGAAACCAAAUAGAUCACCCCUCAGAAAGCUCUUCUACGAGGACCGUGAAACCUUUUCGUGUUCUUCAUCGGAAGCUGAUGAUAUUGACAGCCUAGAGCCUGGAACUUACUGUGUGUGGACGCCAAAGAAGGAGAAGGGGUCUCCGGGGAGCUGCAAGAAGAGCAGCUCUACAGGGUCUAAUUCAAAGAGAUGGAAGUUCAAAGAUUUUAUUCACCGGAGUAAUAGUGAUGGCAAGGAUACUUUUGUGUUCUUGAUGCCUAAUAACAAGAAGAGUGGCCUCCAUCAUCAGAGAUUAGGCAGCGAUGACCAAGAUGGGGACCGUAAUAAACAGGGCACGGAGAAAAGAAAAGAAGCGAAAGGAGCUGGAGGAGGUUUGUUUCAAUUUCAAGAACAUUAUUACGUGAGGAGUAAAGAAGGUGAUAAACGCCGCUCCUAUUUGCCUUACAGGCCGGAUUUGGUGGGGUUUCUGUCUAAUGUUAAUGGGGUGGGAAGGAAUCUUCAUCCAUUUUGAGAGGUAGCGGAUGAUUAAUAUAUAUAUUCUUCUUCUUUUUUUUUGUUAUUUUUCCUCUUUAACAACAAAUUUUGUGUGUAAUAAUUUUAUUUUUGUUUUCGUAGUAGGGAAUCAUUUAUAAUUUCCAGCAUGGAUUUUAAUUUUGUGUGCAGAUAAAAUAAUUCAGCUGUCGUGAUGAA